Messenger RNA from Aspergillus lentulus, 1104 nucleotides. Its product is annotated as tRNA(Thr) (cytosine(32)-N(3))-methyltransferase. Gene Ontology annotation, molecular function: tRNA (cytidine-N3)-methyltransferase activity. The record is from RefSeq and is a predicted model, not a curated record. Lineage: Eukaryota; Fungi; Ascomycota; Eurotiomycetes; Eurotiales; Aspergillaceae.
AUGUGGCCGGACGCAGAUUCUAAAGAUGAGCUUGUAACCGUCAUACAAUCAGUCAAGCCUCCCACCGUCCCCGCGCAUCGCUCUCACGACCCCGCCAAUAACCUCAAGCGCACUGAUCCCUACCAGUUCGGCUCCCGCUACCUCGAAGAAGGCGACGACGUCUUCGAAUUCAACGCCUGGGACCAUGUCGAGCCGGAUGACGAGUUCAAGGCCUUCGCCGAAGUGCAAUACGCCAAGCAGCGCGAAUCCCCCGUCUCGGACUUCGACAAGCAGCGCUUCAACAAGGACCCCGCGAAAUGGUGGAAUCUGUUCUACAAGAACAACACGGCCAACUUCUUCAAAGACCGCAAGUGGCUGCGCCAGGAGUUUCCCGUGCUCGCCGAGGUAACGCAGAAGGGCGCGGGCAGGAAGGUGGUGCUUGAGGUUGGUGCCGGUGCGGGCAACACGGCGUUUCCGCUCAUCACGCAUAAUGAGAACGAGGAGUUGAUGGUGCAUGCGUGUGAUUUUUCCAAGACGGCGGUUCAGGUUAUGCGCGAGAGCGAGCACUAUGAUCCCAAAUUUAUCUCCGCGGAUGUGUGGGAUGUGACUGGCGUGCCGGAUGAGGAGAAUAACGGACUUCCUCCGGGGUUGACGGAGGGGUCGGUAGAUGUGGUCAUUCUCAUCUUCAUUUUCUCGGCUCUAGCGCCCAGUCAAUGGGACCAGGCUAUUCGGAAUGUCUAUCGGGUAUUGAAACCGGGUGGGCUCGUUCUGUUCCGCGACUAUGGGCGCGGCGAUCUGGCUCAGGUGCGAUUCAAAAAAGGCCGGUACAUGGAUGAGAAUUUUUAUGUCCGCGGCGACGGCACCAGGGUCUACUUUUUCGAGAAAGAACAGCUGGAGAAGAUGUGGGGGACAUGGACGCCAGAGAGGGGCCUGCAGAUGGCCGAGGACAACUCCAUCGCGGCGGAGUCCACCGAGGGCGCAUUCGAUGUCGAGAAGAUAGGCAUCGAUCGACGCUUGAUUGUCAAUCGCCAGCGGAAACUCAAGAUGUACCGCUGCUGGAUCCAAGCUCAUUACAGAAAGCGCGAGACACCGGCCGCUGUGGAAGCUGAAAAGACGGAUUCGUGA